AUGUCUGCAGUUGCGAACGAGGUGAGCGCUGAAACGGUGAUCAAGCAAAAUGCGAUGUUUUUGCUGGAGUUGAAUUGUUCAGUUGAUGCGGACAGUAAGGACACGUCGACAUCCACUUCGGGAUGGACCAUAAAUCUGUUCCCUCAGGCUACACUCACUCCACCAACGCUGCGAUCGGCGUGUGCACAAGCUGGCAAUGGGCUCUCUUCGCAUGUUCGCCGUUUUCUUUCACUCAAUUUUCUUGAACUUUUACCGUUAUGUCGCUGA
Molecule: messenger RNA, 267 nt
Organism: Anisakis simplex (herring worm)
Lineage: Eukaryota; Metazoa; Nematoda; Chromadorea; Rhabditida; Anisakidae
Source: the annotation of a GenBank genome assembly